GUCGGUGUCUGAAGAACUGAUUCGGACCUGCUGAGCCCGUUCUGUUUCCGCAAUACAGUCAGUGAUUAAUUUGAUGUGGGAUUUGUUUCUGCAGCACUUAGUUUACCGUUGGUUACGUUCCCGAGUCCUGGGCCUGGUGUUUCGGUGAAGCCUUCGGCUAUUGUGCUGCACAGUUGCGGACUGGUGCCGGAGGAGCUGCGGAUGAACAAGGUCGUGCAUGACUCGUCAUAAACUUAUUUUACUGUCGCUGGAAAAAGUCCUUGAUUUUACUCAAAAGAUAGCCAAUAAUUCGAAGGAUGGGUAAGAAGCAGAAGAAGGAAGUGGAACAAUCUCCCAAAGAUACACACUUUAAUUCACUUAUUAUUGAGAGCAAAAAUCUACAGACAGUGGUACUUAUGCUGGAUUCACCAGAGGAUGAAAUCUUGCUUAAAGCCUGUGAAGCUAUAUACAAAUUUGCAGAAAAAGGAGAUGAAAACCAAUUAAACCUGCUUGGACUUGGAGCAAUUCCAAAAUUGGCUAAAUUAAUAGCUCAUGAAGAUAAACAAAUCCACAAGUAUGCUACUAUGGCAUUUGGGGUGAUGUCCACUCACAGUGAAGUUAGAAAAUCAAUGAGACAGUUGGAUUUUCUACCAUCAAUAAUUACAUGUCUAGCUCCUGAAGAGGAUGUUGUUGUUCACGAGCUUGCUACACUGUGCCUAGCUUCCAUGUCUAUCGAUUUCACGAGUAAAGUAGAAAUUUAUGAAAAAGGGGGGUUGAAACCACUCAUUAGUCUUCUUUCAAGUCCUGAUCCUGAUGUUCAGAAGAACUCCAUUGAGUGCAUUUCAAACUUAAUUAAGGAUGUUUUACCUCGUUCUGCAUUUGCUGAAAUGACUGAAAUUACUCCUCUUCUGAACCUUUUGAACUCUGAAUAUCCUGUUAUUCAGCACUUGGCAUUGCAGACCCUAAUAACCAUGUCCAAUGAUGCAGACAGCAGAACAGGACUGUUUCAGAAUGAAGGUCAUGAGAACCUCCUCAGAGUUCUUGACAAUCCGGAAUUUAGUGAUCUUCAUGCAGAGGCUUUGCUUGUGCUGGCGAAUUGUCUGGAAGAGCCAGAUAAUGUAAUGUAUAUCCGCGAAUCAGGAGCCCUAGAAAAGUUCUUACUAUUUGUAACCUCAUCAACUCAUUCAGAAGCCCAGAAGCAUGCAGCAAAAGCAAUAGCAAAAUCAGCUCUUAACAGUGAAACAAGGCAUAUUUUACAUCAAGAAGGUGUGGAAAAAGCUUUGGUGUUACUUUUGGGAGUCAAUAAUGAUGAAAUCAGAGAGGCUGCUUCUGAAGCCAUAGCAGUAAUGUGUAAAGAUGAAGCUAGUAAAGAGACUUUCAGAGCUGAAGGUAUUUUUCGCCUGGUUCCAUUGCUGAUGAGCAACAAUGUGGAACUGAGAGAGGCUGUUAAUCUAGCUCUAGCAAAUCUGACAACGGCUAACUCCAACAAUGCUAAUGCUGUCUUUGAUGCUGAAGGAGUGGAGCCGUUGGUGAAAUCACUGCUUGAUUCAAGAGAUUCCAUUGUUGCCAGUGCUGCUACUACAAUUACUAACCUAGCUCUACAGGAACCUAUUCGAAACAGUAUUCAGAGUUAUGGGACUAUGACAAUGAUUGUGGAACCACUGAAGUCAAGCAAUACCCUUGUGCAGAGCAAGGCUGCAAUUGUUGUGGCUUCAUUGGCUUGUGAUGUUAAUGGAAGGACUGAGCUGAGAAAUGCUGGAGGACUGGAACCACUUGUUGAACUGUUACAUUCGGAUAAUGAUGAAGUGAGGCGCAAUGCUUGUUGGGCUGUUCUUGUCUGUGGGAAAGAUGAGCCCACAACACAUGAACUUUGUAAAUUAGGUGCAUUGGAAAUUCUACAAGAAAUAAACAUGUCUUCACGUCGUCGGAACAAUUUUAGUGAAGUAGCUGUUAGCAGACUACUUGACCACAAUACAUCUCUCAAAUAUACACUGACUGGAUAUUUGUCAUCCAAUGACAUCAUCACUGAUGGUUUCUAUGAUCCCGGUCGGGUAAAACUGGGCAAGAAAGUCUUGACUCUUGAAGAAUUCAGUAAUCAUGACUUGAACCAGCAUCGGCCAAUACUUCUAAUUAAUGCAAAAAGAACAAAUGAACCCCAGGUGGAAGCAACAUCAACUGAUGACAAAUUUCUCGACGUUCCAGCAGCAAGCAGUGGUCGCAAUAUUUCUAGCAGAAUGGGUGUCAGAGAUAAAUCAUCCAGCAAAGGAAAAGGCAGAGGAAAAAAAGAAGAAGAAAAAUUUAAAGAAGGAGAAACUCUGCAAACCAAGGCUGAGGAGAAAGAGAAAAACAAACAAUGGGAACCACCUUAUGAUGUGCUUUUUGAUUCUUUUAUCAGUGAAGUUACAAGUAGUAUUUUACCACUCCCCAAUCUGAGAGAUCAAGUGGUAUCCCUUGCACUCUUUGUUUCUGAUAAAAUGGGUGGACCUGUAGACAAGGAAAUGUUUCAUGAGUUCACUUGGGAACUUCACAUUGCUGAACUGAAACAUGAAUUAAGAUCUAACAUUAUUCCUAUUGGUAAAAUUCGGAAAGGAAUCUACUAUCACAGAGCACUUCUAUUCAAGGCUUUAGCUGAUAGAAUAGGAAUCAAUUGUAGUCUUGUUCGGGGAGAGUAUAACCGAGCCUGGAAUGAAGUCAUGCUAAUUGAUCACCCUCCUCUAGAUACUGUUGGACUUCUCAUUCCUCCAAAGGCAUACAUUGUGGAUCUCAUGCACCAAGUCGGCCAGUUAAUGAAGACUGACGGUGCUGAAGCAGCACACUAUAAAGUUUGCACAGGUUGUAGCCAUAGGCACUGUAAAUGUUGCAAACAAAUGUCUUGUCAAUGUGAACACCUUGAGCAAACAAAAUGAGUAGUUAUAUAUUUAAAUUUACUGUCCUUAAAAAUAAUUCACAUUAAAAUUGUUGCUGAACUAUCUUAAAAACAUAUUUGAAAAAGUAAUAAAUUUACCAUUCAGAUUUAUUUGGUUCUUUUACUUAUUUUUUAUAUUAGUUCUUUGUGUUCCUGACUUAUUUCUGAAUAAGAAUACUUGAAUGUAACUGACAUGCCUUGAUGCUGCUGGAUUCCAUAAAGAGAAAUAUUCUUUUAGUGCUCCAAAAAGUUGUGAAUGAAUUGCAUUCUGUUUUAUAAUGUUACACCAAAUAGUAAUAUUGUUAUCAUAGAAUUAUAUUUUAUUAAAAUUAAACUGUGUUCCUGCAGAAUCUAACCUCUUUAUUAUCACAAAAUGGAAUUGCUCCAUCACUGUUGGCCUGCCUUCAGCAGCCAGCCCCCUAAGCUCCAAUAUCUCUCCAUCUCCUCUAUCUUGCCAUCUCCUCUCUUUCCUUUCCUUGUAAUUCAGAGAGGGAUGCACUUUACCCCUCUCCUUAUCAACCUCUUGGACAUCUAAUAUCUCAAAAUCUUGAAUUUUGUUUGGAAAUGCUCUGGUGUAGUAUCUAGGGAUGCUUUGUAUAUUCAGGUGCUUUCUUAAAAUUAAUUGUUGUAUUUGCCAGAAUAUAAUACUGGCAAUGUUACCCAAGAUACUAGAAGAAUGACAUUAGAUGGUUACGGAUGUAGUGACAAACAUAGUCAGAGACCAUGGUGUACUAAGCUGUGUCCUUAACUCUCUGUAAUUUAGUGCAAUCUUGGGCAGAGUAAUUACUAGCUAGCACCCAUCCUAUGCUGCAUCAACAAUAAUGGACAGAUUUCUAGACAAUUAUGACUGUCAAAAAUAAUGUAUAUGAAUAUUCCACCAUUCCUGCUGGAAUAUGGAGAAAUAUAUGGACUUUUGAAACAUGUCACUUUCGAACUGUAGACUUUUCUUUUUGUUCUGUUUCUGCGUCUGAGAUUUUUCUCCUGUCACUGUUCUCCAAACAUUUUGGUCGAUGAAUGUUGAUUUUUAAAAAAAAACAAAAUAUACUUUAUUGAUAAUAAAAUUAUUUACAUUUAA
Messenger RNA from Hypanus sabinus (Atlantic stingray), 3959 nucleotides. It is a transcript of the gene armc3, whose product is annotated as armadillo repeat containing 3. The record is from RefSeq and is a predicted model, not a curated record. Lineage: Eukaryota; Metazoa; Chordata; Chondrichthyes; Myliobatiformes; Dasyatidae. Gene Ontology annotation, molecular function: protein binding. The transcript is spliced from 18 exons. Bases 297 to 2885 code for a protein of 862 amino acids.